AUGUACAAGAAGGAGGAGAGACAGCCUGGACGCCGCGAGCCAAGCUUCCACGGUCUACACAACUUACACGAGUUUGUCCUUGUGCGCACACUGAACCCACCCGAGCCAUUCGAAGAGAAACAUAAGCGCCGGAAAGUGCUGUGGGAUCUUGGGUCGCAGGCAGUGCGAGAGGCUUUGGAGGACAUCCCGACCGGCAGUCAUGUCAAUGUGUGUGCGAACAGCGGACCGUGCAGCCCGGAAUACGGGAGUUUGCCUCCGUGGGCAACAGUGCCUGGUACUGACGUGGGACUGCUAAUGGUGGCCGAGUUAUGGGACGAGAAGAACACUGGCAUCCACCCCGGUUGGCGGAAGGUUGCACAUCCUAUCAGGACUGAAGAAGGCCAACUUCUGGCUGGCCUGCGCUUGCUCGCUGCGGUGCGAUGA
Molecule: messenger RNA, 423 nt
Organism: Diaporthe amygdali
Lineage: Eukaryota; Fungi; Ascomycota; Sordariomycetes; Diaporthales; Diaporthaceae
Exons: 1
Coding region: 1-423 (140 amino acids)
Source: RefSeq, a predicted model, not a curated record